UUUUUAUUAAUGGUUUCGAUAAAUAUGAAUGGUCAAUCGCAUCAGUCAUCACCGUCAUUUUCUAAGCGCGCACGCAAAAAACACACAAACCCCCGAACGAAAACCUAAAACCCCUUCUCUAAUGUCUCUCUGAGAGACAUUUAUUUGGUAACCUAAAUAAAAACCCUCCUAAUCCCCGUUUAUUUACACUGCUUGCCACUCUUCCCUCCCGUGAUGCCUCCAACUUAAUUGAAAAAAAAUCCUCAAACCCUUUUUUUCUUUUAUUUUCUUCUUUUGCUGCUGCUGUUGCUGUGUCUAGGUUUUCUUUUUAGGUUGCUUUUGUAAAUAUGGAGAGAUCCGAUGGCAAAUUUCCCAACAACUUCUCUCAUGCUUCCUCAGAUAAUGCGCUUUUUGAUGCAUCCCAAUACGAAUUUUUCGGUCAAAAUGCUGUGGAUGAAGUGGUGUUGGGCAGUCUAGAAGAUGGUGAAGUGUUUGCAUCAGUUGAAGAUGAUGAGUACCAUAUGUUUGAUAGAGGAGAGGUUGUAGGUCUAGAAUCUUUAUCGGACAUGGAUGAUCUGGCUAGUACUUUUGCAAAGUUGAAUAGAGUUGUUACAGGACCAAGAAAUCCAGGAGUUAUUGGUGAUAGAUCUGGAUCUUUUUCAAGGGAAAGUUCAUCUGCUGCUGACUGGGCUCAGGAUGGAGAGUAUAUAAACUGGAUGGAUCAGCAUAUGUUUGAUGCAGAAGAUGCUCAAGAAGUUAGGAGAUGGUCCUCACAGCCACAACCUUCUUCUGCUCGUGUUUCUGAAUCGAAGCCUUUGUAUAGAACUUCCUCAUAUCCCCAGCAGCAACCACAGCCACUUCACUUCUCAAGUGAACCAAUUGUUGGACCCAAAUCAACCUUCACAUCUUUCCCUCCUCCUGGUAGCAGAUGCCAGCAGUCUUCACCUGCUCACCUGAAAAUUUCCGCUCUUAGUGGUGGAUCUCAGCCACCCUUCGCUGCAGCAAGCCUCUCUCCAUUGUCUAACUCUAGUCUUAAUCUGGCUGGUCUAUAUCAUGGACUGCAUUACAGUGGUAAUAUGUCCCAGUUAACAUCUCCAGGCCUAUCUUUUAGUAGCAGGUCACAAAAUCACUGGUUUAACCACUCUGGUUUAUUGCACGGAGAUCACGCAGGUCUUUUGCAUAAUAUGUUGCAACAGCAAAUACCUCAUCCAAAUGGCCUAAUGUCACCACGAAAGAAGUUGCAACAGCAGAGACUGCACCAUUCAGUUCAACCGUCCUUGGCACAUUUUGCAGCAUUGCAAUCUCAGCUGUAUAAUGCCCAUCCUUCAUCACAUAAAAUGAUACUUGGACUGGCUGAUCUUAGGGAUCAAAGAACUAAAUCAUCACAAAGAAACAGGCAGAGCAUGCGGUUUUCUCAGCAAAGUUCUGAUACUGGUAGCCAGAAAAGCGGCAGUGGGUUGGUGCAAUUCAGAUCCAAGUAUAUGACUGCUGAAGAGAUAGAGAGUAUUCUUAAGAUGCAGCAUUCUGCCAUGCAUAGCAAUGAUCCUUAUGUAGAUGAUUAUUACCACCAAGCUUGUCUUGUCAAAAGAUCUUCUGGAUCCAGGGCUAAAAAUCACUUUUGCCCAUCUCACCUGAAGGAAUUACAUUCUCGAUCCCGUAACAGUGGAGAGCAGCAUUUGCAUCUCCAUGCUGAUGCACUUGGCAAGGUUCCCUUCUCUUCCAUUCGUAGACCUCGUCCUCUACUUGAAGUUGAUCCUCCCUUAGGUUCAGGUGAUGGGAUUUCUGAACAGAAAACUGAGAAGCCUCUGGAGCAGGAACCUAUUUUUGCGGCUAGAAUUACCAUUGAAGAUGGUCUCUGUCUUCUUCUUGAUGUUGAUGAUAUUGACAGGCUCAUACUAUUUAGUCAACCCCAAGAUGGUGGGGCUCAGCUCAGGCGGAGGCGGCAGAUCCUGCUUGAAGGUAUGGCAGCAUCACUUCAGCUUGUUGAUCCACUUAGCAAAGGCGGGCAUGCAGUUAGUUGUGCUCCCAAGGAUGACAUUGUGUUCCUAAGAUUAGUCUCUCUUGCAAAGGGCCGUAAGCUCCUCACCAGGUUCCUUCAGCUUCUCAUCCCUGGAAGUGAGCUUAUUCGAAUAGUGUGCAUGGCCAUUUUCCGACACUUGAGAUUCUUGUUUGGUGGUCUUUCUUCUGAUCCCGAAGCAGCUGAGACAACUACUAAUCUUGCAAAGACUGUUUCUAUGUGUGUUAAUGGCAUGGAACUUCGUGCACUUAGUGCUUGCCUUGUUGCAGUUGUUUGUUCUUCAGAGCAGCCACCGCUUAGGCCCAUUGGAAGCCCUGCUGGGGAUGGUGCUUCAGUUAUUGUAAAACCAGUUCUUGAAAGGGCCACUCAACUUUUAAGUCAUCCUUCUGGAAGUUGCAGCAUGCCUAAUUAUGCGUUCUGGAGGGCAUCGUUUGAUGAAUUUUUCGCUCUCCUUACCAAGUAUUGUGCAAGUAAAUAUGAGAUGAUAAUGCAAUCAAUGCAUAACCAGACUCAGCGAAGCACGGAACUAAUUGGUUCAGAGGCUAUAAGCCGUGAAAUGCCUUGUGAGCUUCUACGAGCUAGUCUUCCUCACACAAAUGAAGGCCAGAGGAAGCUUUUGAUGGACUUUUCUCAGCGUUAUGUGCCCACCAAUGGAUCCCAUUCACCUGCUGGGAGUGCUAGCCAAAUAAACUCUGAAUCAGUGAGGGGUUAAUAAAGGACAAGGGUAGUGUUAAAAUGUCCUCAACACUACCUCUGAUAUAAUGUGGAAUGGGAGAGCAGAAUCAAGGGGUGUGUAGUUACUGUAGGAGUCUGGUUUAGAGGGGCCAUCAUUAUCUGCCUUGCACUUUGGUUCUUGUGGUUGUACUCUCCCCUCACCUUUCUAUCCCUCUUAUUUUUAUCUUUUUUUUUUUUAUUUUAAAUCCUUGAAGAGAAGGAAUCCAAGAUUGGCAACUUGAUGGAACUUAUAGUAACGUGAAUGUGUAUUAUGAUGGGAGUUGGUGACUGGAAGUUCAGCUUCUGGGGAGCUUUAUUUUGGUGCUCCGUGUUGAGACUCCAAUACAAGUGGAAGCGUAGUGGGUUAGAAUGUACAUAACCUUUGGAAACUUUUUUAUAUACUGUUUCAUUAUGUUAGUUCUGAUGGAGUCUGAUGAUGUCCAAGUGGGUGUCUGUCGUGCUUCUUUUCAUCUAUUUGUUGGAAACUGACGAGUUAUUCAAGGCAAGGGGCUUCUCUGAGUAAUCAGAAUCCUGUAAUAAUUUAGAAAGUAUUUGACAUGUUUAUAUAUAUAAUCAGACUUUGAUGCUAUCCUGUAAUAAUUCAUUCUUUAAUGUAUGAUUUCGUUCAGCUACCUAUCAGAAUUCCAAAAGGUCAGGGGAAAGCUUUUUAAAUGUAUGAUUAGACCCAUUCCAAAAGCAGCAACUUGCAAUCCCAAUUUAGCAAUCAUAAUUUCAUGAUAGUACCUAAAAUUAUAAUAUAAUUAAUUAAUUAUAAUUUGGUGUUUAAAAAAGCCUACUAAUUUAGGAUUAUGUAAAGUCUCUAAAAAUUUGUAGAAUUCAC
Messenger RNA from Durio zibethinus, 3551 nucleotides. RefSeq names its product protein PAT1 homolog 1-like. NCBI's taxonomy places the organism in Eukaryota, Viridiplantae, Streptophyta, Magnoliopsida, Malvales, Malvaceae. The record is from RefSeq and is a predicted model, not a curated record. Gene Ontology annotation, biological process: deadenylation-dependent decapping of nuclear-transcribed mRNA; P-body assembly. Gene Ontology annotation, molecular function: RNA binding. Gene Ontology annotation, cellular component: P-body.